Ruditapes philippinarum (Manila clam) is the source of this 4993-nucleotide messenger RNA. RefSeq names its product MICAL-like protein 2. The transcript has 14 exons. Lineage: Eukaryota; Metazoa; Mollusca; Bivalvia; Venerida; Veneridae. Gene Ontology annotation, molecular function: protein binding. The record is from RefSeq and is a predicted model, not a curated record. The coding region runs from base 437 to 3745 and encodes 1102 amino acids.
ACGUCACGAUAGGAUAAAACUUGGCGCGAAAUACAUAUUGUCACAUCUUACUUAGUCAUGCGUUAGCUCAAUACAGACUAAGUAUAGUAUUUGGCAAUGUUGGUUUACCGGUUGUGGAUUAUGAACACCACGCUGUUUAUAAACACAGUGUGAAAAACCAGGAAGAGGUUUUGUGGUUAAAUAUAGAAAUUUUAGAAAGAAAAGGUAAUACCUGUAGUAUACCUGUAGUAAGUGGAAUAUAAGUGAAUCACUAUCAUAUGCCUAGGAACCUUUAGGAUUAAUACUAAUCUGUAAAGCUGGCUGAAACAUUUGUGAUCAAUGAUGGGGAAAAUAGUGUAUAGAGGAUUAUCACCAAAUAUGCAUUGAUGUAAAUAAACUGGAAUUAACAUUUAUAAUAAAGCACAGGACUUUGGGAUUAUUGAAAUAAUAAUUAACAAUGGCGAUGACGAAAGUGAAAAACCUGCAGUUAUGGUGUAAGAAGAUGGCUGAUGGGUACAGGGAUGUGGAGGUUCGAGACAUGGCAGCAUCGUGGAAGAGUGGACUGGCGUUUUGCGCUAUCAUUCAUCGGUUUCGACCAGAUCUGAUUGACUACGACUCGCUGUCUAAAGAGAAUGUGUUUGAAAAUAAUGAUCUUGCUUUUGAAGUAGCAGAAAAGCAACUGAGUAUCCCAGCAUUCCUGGAGGCAGCAGAUAUGGUAGCUAUAAGAGUUCCAGACAGACUGAGUGUUGUUACAUAUGUGUCCCAGUACUAUAACUACUUCCAUGACAAACCACAGUUGGGUGGACCUGGAGUGAAUAAAUUCAACAAAUCUGCCAAGACAAAAGACAAUGUAACUCAACCAGUGAACAAAUCUCUUACUCCUGCAAAAACUAACCAGCAAAAGAUUGAGAAACAGGAGUCUAUUGGAGACAAGUGUACAAUUUGUCAUGAAAGAGUUUAUCUUCUAGAACGACAUAUAGAAAACUCAAAACUGUACCAUAGAUCUUGUUUUAGAAAGAGCGAACUUUCGCCCACCAGCAAAGUGUUCAAAAGACAGCCAAACACUCUGUUUGGUGAAGAUAAAAAUGACUUGAUAAGUACAAAGCAUAGAAAAAUUGAUUCAGAUACUGUAAAAAAAGAGUGUAAGGAUGACGGUUUAGAUUUUUGGCAAAGACGAGCUCAGCAAAAAGCUAAAGAGAAUGAAAGGAAGAAAGGUGCUGAUACUCCUGUAGUCAAAUUAGAAUCUAAAUCAGAAGCUAAAGUAAAUACACAAACAGUAAACAAUGAUGAUCCUAUAUGGAAACGGGGCUUGGAGAAGAAAGAUCAAAUGUUUGCUAGUGGUGAUGAAAAAUCAAAAGAUGAGCCAAAGAUUAAAACAGGUUUAGCAGAUAGGUUUAAAGAAUUAGAUCAAAGAAAUUUAAAAGGUUUAAAUAGUACAGAAACUAAAAAAAAUGUUGAAAUAGUUAAAGAAAGAGAUAAAAAGGACAUUGGUGAUACUAAGAAAAAAUUUGAGAAAACUGUAGACAACAAAAAUACAGAAAACAAAGUAGUUACUCCAGUUGCUAAGCCAAGACAAAAUGUGUUAAGUAGAUAUGAGCAAAUGGAAACAGAUACAAAUGAAUCUCAAGUACCUAAGCCAGUUCCCAGAUUUCAGAAAAAAGAUGAAACUGUUUCUCCCAAGGCAGCGCCAAGAAAAAUUGAACAUAAGAUCAAAUCUCCAACAACACCUAGAAAGAAUGAAUUAACAAGACCUAAAACUCCUCCAAAUGUACAUAAGUCUGAAUUUAGUUUAAAUCUUACUAAAGUUAAAGGUAACUUAAGUAGUACUCAUAAAGAUAAUUCCCCAGCUUCACCUCCACCUUUGCCUGGGUCUUCUCCACCAAGAAUGCCAACUUCUCAACCACCUAAACUGCCAUCUUCAAACAAAUCUUCGGAUUCUCCUGUUACAUCGCCAAGAUUAGUCAAUAAACACAACAAAAUGACUACAGAUAAAGACAUUGACAAGAAACCAGUGUUAAGGUCAAAUAUACCUCCUUCUAAACCACCUAGGAUUAUGGUUGAAGAAACUACCAGAAGUCCCAGUCCUGCCCGUAAAGAUAAAUCUUCAAAAUUGACUGAUAAUGAAAGAAGUGUAAGUUCAAUGGAUACAAGUGAAAUGCAUGAAGCUCCAAAAGCUCAUAUUAAAGGCCCCAAGACUGAGUUUACAGCUGCUGUUGUUAUUCCUAAUAGGCCUCAAAAUGAGGAAAAGAACAGAGAAGUGUUUGGCGGUCUACUAAAAAGUUUGGCAGGUGUAAGGCACAAGUAUGAUCACGAUGAGGACAAUAAAGGUAAACCAAAUGGUGCUAUUUCUGAUAAAGAAAACAAAAGUAACGUGAAAAUAAAUGGUGCUAAACAUGAAGAGGAAGUUGGUUUAAGACAUAAGGUAGAUAAAGUCAAAGAGUCUGAGAAAAAGGACUUCAGUAAAAGUAAGAUACCUCCUAGACCAAAGUCUUCUUUUGUUUCUCAGAGUUCAAAUUUAUUUGAUUCAGAUGGGAAAAAAGAAUCCAAUGUUAAAGUUGAUAUUACCAAGAAAACCACAACUAAGACUACAGUGGUGACUUACCAUAAAGACGAUAAAUCAAAAAGUGAAGAAACUAAGACAACUGUUACUAAAGAAGAAGAUGAUGUACCUGAGUGGAAAAGGGCAUUAGAACAAAGAAAAAAGGAAAGAGCAAGGCCUAAAUCUGUUGAUAUUCUUAGUGAAAAGUCUGAUAUUGGAAAUGUGCCUUUGUGGAAAAUUGAGGCAGAUAAAAGAAAAGAGGCUAGAAAAGGUGGUUAUAUAGAUCCAGAAAAAGUAAAAAUUGAUGAUAAAAAUACAAAUAGAAACAAUGCAUCUCGUGCAUUAUCCCCUGUAGGGAUGAAAAAUAAAGACAUAUCAGAUAAAUAUGUUGCACCUAGUGCUGAUUAUAAAAUAGAAUUACCUCAAAGACACAAGAUAGAAUAUAAAGGUGAAAAUGUUAAUGAAAAUCAAAAACCUAGUGAAGUUUCAAAAAAGAGGAUAACUGUUGAUCAUAAGUUCAAGUUUGAUGAAAUUGAAGUAACACCAGCACCAAAGAAGCCACCAAGACCAGCUACUCAACCACAUAGUCCAAAAGUUCCAACUAGUCCAGGGCCUGCAAGACCUCCACCUCCCAAAACUGAAGGGUUUAAAGGAAGCAAACAUAUCACUGCCUACCAGAUACAGAAACAGUUACAGGUUAUUGACACAAAACUUACACAGCUAGAGUUGAAGGGACGUUCACUAGAGGACUCUAUAAGAAAUGUUCUAGCGGAGGAGACUGAUGAAGGUUUAGAUGAUGAAACUAAAGAUGAAGAAGAAGAUGACCUGAUGAUGGCCUGGUUCCAGCUUGUUAAUGAGAAAAACGAGCUUGUUAGGAAAGAGUGUGAUUAUAUCUAUGUAUCUCGUGAACAAGAGCUGGAGAUUGAACAGCAGCAGAUAGAUCAGAAAUUGAGAGAACUUGUUGAUAAGAAAGAAAAGACAAAAGCUGAUGAAGAAGAAGAGGAAUUGUUGAUGGAGAAGUUGGUAGAUGUAGUUAACCAGAGAAGUAAAAUUGUAGACAGUAUAGAUGAAGAUAGAAUCAGAUACAUGGAGGAAGACAAUGAAAUUGAAGCUAUGCUGCAACUGAAAGCUUUUAGUAAACAGUACAAAAAGCCUAAGAAAAAGAAAAAAUUAGGUGAGGAUAUUGUAUUGCUUCUAUGUAGCUUACUCAGGGUUUUUGAAGGAUAACAAAGACGGUGCUAUAAAGAAAGAGAAGAAGAAAGCCAAGCAGUUUUAAUAUGAUAGAUCAUCAUUUUACUAAAACAGAACUUCAAUAAAAAAAGGUCCAACUAAUUAUACUACACGUUGAGAUAUUGUACUGAUUUGUGUAUGGGCAAUAUCUCUCCUCUAGAAGCCAGAUUCUGACCCACAAGAAAAUAACUCAGUUACCUUUUUUCAGAGUUAUGCCCCUUUUCUUAGUGUCAAGCACUGAGAAUAGUUGAGAAUAGUCUUGUUAUAAACUUGGAAUAUAUCAGUUUGUUGAACAUUUAGACAGAAAAAACAUUUAUGUAAAUUUUAUGUGCUAUAUGUGUGUAAUGUCUCAGAUAUCAUUGUUGUAACAGGGAGACAGUUAUGUGUUGAAGGAAAUAUGUAUUCAUAUUAAAUGAUGUGAUAUUACAAGUUGGAAUCAAGUGUGCAAUAUUUAGUAUUUAGUUUAUUAGCAAGAUUGAGUGCAGAUCUGAGAAUGAACAUUCUGAGUUUAAGUUAUUGUUAAGUAAGGGGCAAAGUAUAAAUAUGUUAAUAUUAGAAUAGGAUGUGUCACAUAUGCCUGAAGUCUUAAUAUCCCCUUCAUACCUUCUUAUAUCUAUAAUAUGUUUAUUAUUAUUAUAUGAGCAGCGCCAUGACAAAACCAAGGUAAUGCGUUUGCGACCAGCAUGGAUCCAGACCAGCCUGCGCAGUCUGAUCAGGAUCCAUGCAGUUCGCUAUCAGUUUCUCUACUUGUAAUAGGGUUUGUAAGCGAACAGCAUGGAUUCUGAUCAGACUGCGCGGAUGCGCAGGCUGGUCUGGAUCCAUGCUGGUCGCAAACACAUUAUGUUGGUUUUGUCAUGGCGCAGCUCAUAUAUAGUGAUAGGGGUAUGUGUGUUAAGACAUCAGGCACUUGUGGGAUGGAUAGUAUUGAUGCGAUGUUUGUCCAGCUAAAUGAUAAAGCUAAAGUUAGAAAAAUGUAUUUGAUUUGUUGGGUUAGAAGUUGUUGGGGUAAAGUUAACUAUUUUUUUAAAUUUUUUUUUUUUUUGGUAACAUGUUGCUGAAUUCAGCUAGUCUUUAGUAGCCUUAUAACUAGCCAGAUUAUUUAUGGGACCAUUAAUAACUCAACAUUCCUGUUAUACAUUUGUUGUCAAUGAUUAAAUGCAGUAAAAAUGCCAUAUUUACUUACAUAUCUCUAUAUAUUUUUGGCCUUGAGCAUGGGUUAAUCUACAUAUUUAAUAAUAUUUUUUU